Aspergillus wentii DTO 134E9 is the source of this 1220-nucleotide messenger RNA. RefSeq lists its product as uncharacterized. The transcript has a single exon. The record is from RefSeq and is a predicted model, not a curated record. NCBI's taxonomy places the organism in Eukaryota, Fungi, Ascomycota, Eurotiomycetes, Eurotiales, Aspergillaceae. The coding region runs from base 156 to 1085 and encodes 309 amino acids.
CUUUUCUAUUUUCAAAGAAUUGUUAAACUGCGCUCCUCGGGCUUUAAAUACUUGCUUGUGUUCUUUAUACACCGAAACCGCCCAUACCCCGGGGAACAAAGAACACACCAUCCAACAAAUCAUUGUGUGACCAUCAUCUGACAAUUGGCUUCGAAAUGACAAAAAAAAAUGCUAUUUUUGGUGGUGUUUCAGCUUUUCAUGGAAACAACGUCUAUUGUCAUAGUCGGUCAGCAGCUUCAGGCCUGGCGGUUCGGCGGCAUUGGUAUAUGAACUGGAUGCCUCGCUUUUUCCUAUACGCUCUCUUAUCUGCCAACUCAUCAUCCAUCAACAAGGCUGCAUACCGUCUCUUACCUAUACUAAAUUCUUUUGAAAUCCAAGCUGAGUGUUCCUUUCUUGCUGUCAGCUUGCUCAUGAAAAGUAUUGAUUCAGAUUUUUGCUCCCUUUCGCAUCAAUAUUUUUCAAGUAUCAUAAUGCUCGGCGAGGACCGUCCUUCUCCUCCACGCAUCAUUGUGGAUGCCUCAACACCAGAGUCCACAGAAAUGGACUACUUAUAUUCGCCGCUCUCCACUGCGUCAACACUUGUAUCACCGAGCAGCCUUCAGCUGGAAUUCCAGCUGUUAAAACGUCAUCCUUCCUUUCUUUCUGUCCUUAGACAUAUGCGCACCCCCCUCUGCCCCUUGGUAUCUGCAACUACAGGCCUUCACCACCCUCACUUCCCCACUACAAUUCUCGCCUAUCAUCUCCUCACAUCACAGCAACUUGAUGACCUUGCCCGACAUUUCCACCAGGUAUGGCCGCCAUGUUCGGCAACAUAUUAUUAUCCGGUCAGUUUUCCUGCGUGGCUGGGCACGGAUCACGAAACUACGGUUGACAUCCAUACCAAACGACGAAGAUUUGGGCGAUUUAUUGGACUUCGAGGUUGCGAAAGUCCUGUUGAGACUUCAGAUCCUGAGAUGUCUGUGAUUCAGGAAGAGACUGAGGAUGAGAUGCUCGUACGGAUGGAGAGAGAAUGGCUAGAAUGUCUCCAGCGGGCGAGCCAAGAGGAUUCUGAGAUGGCUCUUCGAUGGAAGGCUGGAGGCCAGUGACACAUGCAGCUCAUCCCAAGGGGUGGCAUUAUUUCUUUUCCACAAAGUGCGUAUAGAUAUUGUGUUUCAUGUCCUUAUCCGCAUUGCCGUUUUAUGACUGAACGUUUUUUAGUAUUCUCCAAUAGCAUCCCCAAU